Molecule: messenger RNA, 1148 nt
Organism: Colletotrichum phormii
Lineage: Eukaryota; Fungi; Ascomycota; Sordariomycetes; Glomerellales; Glomerellaceae
Product: emopamil binding protein
Exons: 3
Coding region: 241-969 (242 amino acids)
Biological process (GO): sterol metabolic process
Cellular component (GO): endoplasmic reticulum; membrane
Molecular function (GO): cholestenol delta-isomerase activity
Source: RefSeq, a predicted model, not a curated record
CGACGAGCCAUCUGAUAUAAUGAUGUUCGCCCAAUGCAAUGUUCACCCUUGCAGGAUUCCCGAGUCGUGUCCACUCGAAUUGAUGUCUUCCCCACACCGGCCCUGGCGUUCCGGUGCACGGAUCCCUGACCUAAACGUCGCAAGACCGCUGGACGUGACGAAUAACGACACGGCGCAACUUCAUCUACAAUCGCCAUUAACGACACAUCGAGUCAAUUGCCCUACAAUCUUCUGCCUACCAUGUCGAACGCGUCCUCAAGCUUGCCGCCAGAUCUAUUCGACCAAACAACCCUCGUCUCCCUGGCCGCAACUGUCGUCCUUUUGUCUGUCGCCAUUGCCGUCUCCCGCCGAGUCCUUCACCCCGCCACAUCGACGAGCUAUCGCGUGCUCUUCGUUUGGCAUGCCUUCGAUGCAUUGAUCCACUUCUUCCUUGAGGGCAGCUUCCUUUACCAUUGCUUCUUCUCCUACAUCCCACUCGCCGACGUGCCCGACGCUGACCUCAGCGGUUUCCACCCGACCCCGGCCAACUUCCUCGGUCACUCGGAUCGCAUCUAUGGUUCCCAGGCGGCCGGAAACAAUCCCUUUGCGCAGCUAUGGAUGGUGUAUGCACGCGCUGAUAAGAGAUGGGCUGGUGCGGAUUUGGGCGUGAUUUCGCUGGAGCUUUUGACCGUAUUCGGCGCCGGGCCGCUGGCCGUAUGGAUUUGCUACAGCAUUGCUAAGCGGGAUCCUAAGGCCAACAUCUGGAUGAUUGUCAUCGCGACGGCAGAGCUUUAUGGCGGAUUCAUGACCUUCUGCCCCGAAUGGUUGACCGGCAACAUCUACUUGGACACGAGCAACUUCAUGUACCUUUGGGUGUACCUUGUCUUCUUCAACAUGUUGUGGGUUUUCAUCCCCAUCUAUGCAAUCUACGUUGCAUAUGGGGAGAUUUCUGCUGCUUUCAAGGCCCAGGGCGUUAGGAAGAACCUCUGAGCGUAUAUUUGAGGCCCAGGAAGCUAUUCGUGCACUAUCUAAAGUCAGUCGUCACCCAACUGCGCUUGUCGUAGCGUUUGAUCAAAGCCAAGUGCGUAUUUUCGACUUUGAACUUCUCUCAUCUUUCCUACUUGGUAGCUAUGUAGCCUUAUAUUGAAAGCUCGUAUGAUUACUCCGAA